Molecule: messenger RNA, 2114 nt
Organism: Antechinus flavipes (yellow-footed antechinus)
Lineage: Eukaryota; Metazoa; Chordata; Mammalia; Dasyuromorphia; Dasyuridae
Gene: SLC66A3
Product: solute carrier family 66 member 3
Exons: 7
Coding region: 175-786 (203 amino acids)
Source: RefSeq, a predicted model, not a curated record
UUGGGGCGUCUCCGGAUGGGAGGAGUUACAGGGGCGGAGGCUGGAGUCUGGCGUGACCACUGCGGGCUCGGAGGAAGGCGGAAGGAGCCCAGGGAGGACGAAGUUGCUUUUGGCUGAGCUGCAGCCAAAGGGAGGUGGGCAACUUGCAAGUGGAGCCUCGGACCCAGAGCAGCCAUGGAGGCGGGGCUGCUCUUGCAAUUCUGCAACUGGAGCACGCUAGUGGUGUGCAUGGUCAUCAAGUUCCCGCAGAUCUUCGCCCUGCUUUCGGCUAAGAGCUCGCGGGGUGUCAGUCUGAAAAGUUUGCUUCUGGAGCUAACUGGAUUCCUUGUGUUCUUACGAUACCAGAGUUAUUACAACUACCCCCUACUGACCUACCUGGAGUACCCAAUCCUCAUUGCACAAGAUAUCGUACUCUUGCUAUGUGUUUUUCAUUAUGAUGGAAGCAUGAAGCAGGCCAUACCAUAUAUUGCCAUAUUUCUGGGUGGAUGGUACUUUCUGACUCUUCAAAAAUGGAUAAUAGACUUGGCAAUGAAUUUGUGCACCUUUAUUAGUGCUGCCAGCAAGUUUGCCCAGCUCCAGUACCUGUGGGAGACAAGGGAUUCUGGUGCAGUGAGUGCCCUAACCUGGAGCAUGUCUGCCUAUACUUGUGCAACAAGGGUAAUAACAACUUUAAUGACCACACGUGAUCUUAUGGUUCUUAUCCGUUUCCUGAUCAUGCUAGCUCUAAAUAUAUGGGUAACAACUACAAUACUUCGAUAUAGAAGAAUAACUACAAAGCAUGAGUAACAGAGCAUCUCCAGAAUGAAACACAACUCAAACUGGAGCAACUUAUCUUCUCCAGCAUGAUUGAAGACAUUUGGGUUUUAAAAUCAGGAUGAUUUUAAGUGUGGCAACCUUACUAUCUAAACAUUUUUUUCUACUUUCAGUUUGAAGCUAGAAGUAAAUUUUCCCCUGAGGAAAAAUUUUGAACAGAGUGAGCUGGAAUUAUAUCCCAGAGAUUUAAUUUCAGUAACCAGAAGGGAGCUUAUUAGUCAUCUAAUCCAAAUCUUGAGGUAUUGGGUGUGUGUGGAUGUAAAGGGAAAGUCACUUGACUUAAGAUAGUGACUUGAUACCUUGGCCAGUGUUUUUUCCAUUGUACCACUUUAGCCUCAAAUUGUCAUUAAAAAUCUCACUGUCUUGGUCAUUUCCUAAUGGAUGAUGAGAUACUACACAUGCAACAAUGCCAUUUUGAUGCUUAGUUUCACAUAAGGCCUCUAUUAUUUGAAAAAACACACAAUUAUCUUCACUGGAUUUUGAAACUAAGGUAGCUGAACAAGACCAGUUUUUGUUUUUUGAAAAGAAAAUAUAUGGGCUCAUAAAAUUUAAGUGGAAGGGACCUUUUUCUUUAUCAUUGCCCUUUUCUAGAUCAUAAAAUUAAAAAAUAAAAAAUUUGUUGAUCUCAUAGUUCAAGUGAAGAUAAAUUCAGAGGAGGACAAAUGACUGGCCCAGGAUAGAAUCAGUAUUAGAAUACUAACCAUACUAAAUCACAAGGGGUUAAUGACUAAUUCAAUGAUGUGAACAUAAGCUUUCUACUAUCUACUGCUGUCAUUUGAGCACAAUUCUCAUACAUUAUACCUUUCCCUUUUUUUGACUUUAUAAUUAGAUGGGAAUGAAGCAAUAACUUAAAGAAAAAAAUACCUGCUUGUUUGCAUGCAAAUUUGAUUUUUAAAAAGCAUGUAAAAAAUAAACAUUGAUACUUUUUAUAUUGGCUUGUAUAAAACUGAAUUUCUGGGAACUGGUCAUGAUUUUUCAAAAAUUUGCAAGGAUACCAUUAGUGGACAUUCUUUUAGGGGAUUUUGUUGACAAAAUUUUUAUCAUUUAGUGGAUUAUUUCCCCAUAGGUAGCUUGUAACAAUUAAGCAAAUUGUCUACUUUCCAGCUUAGCUGGGCAUGUCAGAGCUUGCAUGUUGUUGGCAAAUCUUUGGGAACCCAAGUCAUGGUGAAGCACUUCAGAAAGACGAGUUGUAUGAUUGAUAGCUUUUAAACUGCUUAAAUAGUUGUUAACCCUUUCAUGGUGGGGCCAAAAAGAAGAGAAAAUACUUUAUAUCUCAAUAAAACAUUCUUUCCUUAAUUAAA